Molecule: messenger RNA, 2049 nt
Organism: Batrachochytrium dendrobatidis JAM81
Lineage: Eukaryota; Fungi; Chytridiomycota; Chytridiomycetes; Rhizophydiales
Product: replication factor A subunit protein RFA1
Exons: 7
Coding region: 1-1932 (643 amino acids)
Biological process (GO): nucleotide-excision repair; DNA replication; telomere maintenance via telomerase
Cellular component (GO): DNA replication factor A complex; nucleus
Molecular function (GO): single-stranded telomeric DNA binding; damaged DNA binding
Source: RefSeq, a predicted model, not a curated record
AUGAAUCCACAACCAGAGAUUUCUCUCAGCACUGGAAUCUUUCAGUCCAACAAUGAGUUGCCAGAGGGCACUGCUUAUCCUGAAGCCAUUGUUCAAGUGCUUAAUAUCAAGAAAGUACCCAAUGGACAAGGUCAGCCUGGCAUGGAGCGAUACAGACUGAUGAUUUCGGACGGAGUCAACUAUAUUCAAUCCAUGAUCGCAUCACAGCUGAAUGAAUUGGUUAGUUCUGGAAGCAUCACCAAGUUUGGAAUCAUUAAACUACAAAAGUAUAUUUGUAACACUGUUUCAUCCAAGCGUAUUUUAAUUAUUCUUGCAUUGGAAAAUUUGACUCCAUUCAAUGAUACUAUUCAACGAGUUGGAAAUCCUGUGAGUUUGGAUGGUAAUACUGUUACAGAUCCUAAUGCAGCUACACACGCGCCAGCAGUUGGUAGUGCAUCUACAUUCGGACAACAACAUGCUCCUGCCUUACCCACAUCCUCCUUUUCUCGGCAACAGGGACAGCAACCCAUGGCAUUACCAUCCAAUUACAACCAGCAGGCGGGUAGAUCUGCUUUAUCUGGUAGUGGUAGCAGCAAUAUGCCUUAUGGGGGCGGCGCUUCUACUGUUAACAAUGGAGAUACCGCAGGUCCAUAUUUUGCCAUCAAAACUCUUAAUCCAUAUCAAAACAAGUGGACAAUCAAGGGUGUUAUUAUCAACAAAGGAUCUGUUCGUACAUGGAACAAGGCUGGCCGCGAAGGCCGUCUCUUCAACUUUACUAUUAGUGAUGACUCGGGUGAUAUCAGAUGCACUGGAUUUAACGAGGCUGUGGAUAUGUUUUAUGAAAGCAUUCAAGAAGGUCAAGCCUAUGUCAUUUCCAAAGCCAUGAUCAAGGUUUCUAAUCCAGCUUUUAACAAGGGCGGCCAUGAUUAUGAAAUGACAAUCGAUCCUCAUACAAGCAUCACUGUUUGUAAUGAUCCUAAAUCUAUUCCUCAAAUCAAGUACAAUGCUUUAACUCUUGACCGUUUGCUCGAGGUGGAAAAAGAUGCAGUGAUUGAUAUCCUUGCAGUGGUCAAGGAAUGUUUCCCCGUGAGCGAGAUCACCACCAAGGCAAACAACAAGCUCAAAAAGCGAGAUUUGAAUAUUGUGGAUGAAUCGGGCUGGCUGGUUCGCUUGACCCUUUGGGGAAGCCAAGCAGAAACGUUUGAGCAUUCUGAUAAUCCAGUGAUUGGCAUCAAAAAUGCUCGAGUUGGUGAUUUUGGAGGACGCACACUGUCAGUAGCUAUGUCGUCUACUCUGACCUUGAACCCAACUAUGCAAGAUGCUUUUCGUCUUCGUGGCUGGUUUGAUGCCAAGGCGUCAAGCAUAGAUUUUCAUACUUAUUCUAAAAGUAGUUCUGGUGUUACUAGUGGUAAUUCAACACAUAGCAACCUCAAGACCAUUCAACAGAUUCAGGAUGCCAAUCUUGGCAAUGGUGAAAAGCCCGACUAUGUUUCACUAAGAGCAUUUAUUUCGUUUGCCAAACGGGAGAAUUUAUGGUACCCAGCUUGUCCCAACGAAGCUUGCAGAAAUAAGAAAGUUGUUGAAAUUGGAUCUGAAUGGCGAUGCGAAAAGUGCGACUCCAACUAUCCUCAUCCAGUUUAUCGAUACAUUACAUCUUUUAGUGUUUCAGACUACACAGGCCAAACAUGGCUUCAGGCAUUCAACGAAACGGUCGAAAAGGUUUUGGGAAAAACUGCCAAUGAGAUGCAGAAAUUGGUUGACACGGACAAGGAUGAGUUUGAUCGUAUCAUUGAGCAGGCAAUAUACCAAGAGUAUGUGUUUGACGUUCGGGCCAAAGCAGAAAUGUAUCAAGAUGCCAAGAAGACGAGACUGACGAUUGUUGAGGCUAAAGAGGUGGAUUAUGCGGCAGCAAGUCGGGAAAUGCUGGCCACGAUCAGCAGUGUAUUGGGCUGAAUCUAGUCACUUGUCUUGACUAGUUUUAUUCCGACUUGAAGCGUGAAUAGGUUGCAUUCCAAAUGAAAUUGGGAUUUUAUACCAAACAUUGAAUAAAGGAAUCUGCAUAUUGAAUUG